AUGAGUCAUUACCACCAUCAUCAUCACCAGGCUCCAGAGGUAUAUCCACCACCACCCACCUCUUACCCUCCACCGCCUGCCGGCACGUAUCAAGGGUAUCCGCCUCCUCAACCCUAUCCAGCGCCACCACCCGUAGUUCACGGAUACAAUCAAGGUGGUCCAUAUGUUGUUGCACCACCAGUUGCUUACCCCAUGAAACAUGAUGGUCCUGGAUACCCCCAGCAACCACCACCCUACCCCCAGCAGCAACAGCAGCCAACAAAGUCUCAUCAUAGUAAGGGGGCUGGAUUUUGGACAGGAUGGUAA
Prunus armeniaca (apricot) is the source of this 306-nucleotide messenger RNA. The record is from the annotation of a GenBank genome assembly. NCBI's taxonomy places the organism in Eukaryota, Viridiplantae, Streptophyta, Magnoliopsida, Rosales, Rosaceae.